Phoenix dactylifera (date palm) is the source of this 1600-nucleotide messenger RNA. Its product is annotated as P-loop containing nucleoside triphosphate hydrolases superfamily protein. The record is from RefSeq and is a predicted model, not a curated record. NCBI's taxonomy places the organism in Eukaryota, Viridiplantae, Streptophyta, Magnoliopsida, Arecales, Arecaceae. Gene Ontology annotation, molecular function: ATP hydrolysis activity.
UCGGGUCCGAGUCGGCCCCGUCCCGGAAGAUGGAUAGAUAAAUAUUAUUGCGUUUCCUUCCGCCGCAAAAUUUUCCGACCAAGAAGGAGGAAUGGGCGUGCUCUCAGUUUAUCCUCGGCCUAUUCCACAUAAAAUCCUUCACGGCUUCCUCUCCACUAGGCCUUUGAGAUCGCGAUUGGUUUCCCUCCCCACUCCAAGGAGAAAUCCUCGUCGAGUUCGGUGCUCUUCGCACUCCGAAGCUACGGAGGAUGGCUUCGUAGUCGUCGAGGAUGACCUCCACGCGCUUCUUCAAAUUUUACCCAAAGAUUUGCGAGAGAAUCUACAAAAUGAACCUAGAAGAGCUCAACUUUUAGAGGUUAUUCUGGAUUUGGGCCGUAAGCCUGAAGCACGUUUCCUUGGGGAAUCUGGUGGGCAGUAUCUGAGGAAUACAGAGAUUUCACUGGAUGAGUUGGUGGAAGCUCAGAAAGCAGUUGGAGAAUUUGGAGGAGACAACCGUGCUGGCAUUGAAGGUACCUUGCACAGAAUAUCUGCAAUAAGGAGUAGGAAAGGGCUUAUUGUUGGGUUGACGUGUAGAGUUGGACGAGCAGUUACUGGUCAUGUUGACAUGGUCCGUGAUCUCCUGCAAUACCAUGAAAGCAUCCUCUUUCUAGGAAGGCCUGGAGUUGGUAAGACUACUGUCAUGCGUGAGAUUGCACGUGUCUUGGCUGAUGAACUUCAAAAGCGAGUGGUAAUUGUGGACACUAGCAAUGAGAUUGGUGGAGAUGGGGAUAUUCCUCACGCAGCAAUAGGGGGUGCAAGGAGAAUGCAAGUUCCAGAACCAUCCUUGCAGCACAGACUCAUGAUUGAAGCAGUCGAGAAUCAUAUGCCUGAGGUGGUAAUUGUUGACGAGAUUGGUACUGAAGCAGAGGCAGUUGCUUGUAGGUCAAUUGCAGAAAGGGGAGUGAUGCUUAUCGGUACUGCCCAUGGAGAACAUUUGGGAAAUAUCAUUAAAAACCCCACUCUUUCUGAUCUGGUUGGGGGAGUGGAAACUGUUACUCUAGGUGAUGAUGAGGCUCGAGCUAGACGUAGCCAGAAAAGCAUUCUUGAGAGGAAAGCUCCUCCAACAUUUCCUUUCCUUAUUGAGAUGAGGGAACGGAACUACUGGGUCGCUCACCGAACCGAAAGGAGUGUUGAUAUGUUGCUCCACAGCAAAAUGCCAUUGGUAGAGGUGAGAAAGAGGGAUGACCAGUUCAAGGUUGUAAUUCAAAGAUGGAUAACAUAUGAUGGAGAGGGAAUAUAGUGAGCUUUUGCAUCAUCGGUUAUAACAAAAUAUGGACCCUUAAAGGACUGCUCGGCCUUGGUUUACCAUAAAAACCGGACUGCUUGGCCUGGACAAUGGUGUCAAAAAGGUUGCAAAUUGUUGAUUGGAUUGUCCAGCUCAGCUCCACACAUGCUGGUUCCAUGGCCUAAAUUUUGUCGAAUAUCUAGUGAAGGUACUAUUGUGGCUGCUGUAUCUUCCCUUGAAGGAGAAGUUACUGGCAUUUCAGAAAUGCAUUGAAACUGCCUUCUUUGCUCUUACGUAUCAGACUAAAAGAACUCAAUAUGUUACUACUUUCUGGUC